This is a messenger RNA of Cuculus canorus (common cuckoo), 1146 nucleotides long. Its product is annotated as heat shock transcription factor, X-linked-like. NCBI's taxonomy places the organism in Eukaryota, Metazoa, Chordata, Aves, Cuculiformes, Cuculidae. The record is from RefSeq and is a predicted model, not a curated record. Gene Ontology annotation, biological process: regulation of DNA-templated transcription. The coding region runs from base 1 to 1146 and encodes 381 amino acids. Gene Ontology annotation, molecular function: sequence-specific DNA binding; DNA-binding transcription factor activity. The transcript has 3 exons.
AUGACAAAUAACAGGGACUCGCCUUUGGCAGACUCAUCCUCCGACACGGAGGAGCCUGGUUGGGUGCCUUCUUCUCCCAACCACGCAGGACGUGAUAUGGCAGCACCCGGGAAUGCUGCCAGCGCGCCUCUGGCAGGAGAGAACUUUCAAGCCCGCAGGUUCCUCAGCAAGCUCUGGGAGAUCGUCGGCAGCCAUCACUUCCAGUCAAUCUGGUGGGCCGACAAUGGCAACUGCAUUGUCAUCGCAGAAACACUCUUCUGCGAGGAAGCGUUGAGGAGGAAUGUCUUUGGAACAGACUCCAUGGGAGGCUUCAUCCUCCAACUGCACCUCCAUGGAUUCGACACACUGGAGGACGAUUGCCCCAUCUCUAUGUCCGUGGAGGAGCUGCAGGCCAUAGUAGCUGCAGGACCUUCUCUGGGCAGGCUGCACUUCUUCUACAACCCCUUCUUCCGGAGAGAUCAGCCCGAGCUCCUCGGGCCGUGGGCGCAAAGCCCCGGGGAAGGAGAGCCAGCCCCGGCUGCAGCCCCACGCAGCCCCGGGCAGGAGGACGAGCGCCGAAAGAGACGAGCUGAUGCUCUGGUGGCGGAAGAAGAUAUGGAAGAGAACGGAUUCCAGAGCCGUGCAGCUGCCAGCCCCACAGCGACUGAGCCGUGGGCUGACCUGGAUGCGCCGAGCACCAGUGCCGGUCCAGCCCCAGCCAAACGGCGCCGCAAAGACAGUGCUGAGGAUGAGCUGGAAGCAGCUCUGGCUCCAUCCAUGGCUUCCCCACAGCGCCCCGCAGCAAUUAAACCAUGGGCUGACGCAGACGGACCGAGCGUCAGUGCCGGUGCAGCCCUGGGCAGACAGCACCAAAGAGACAGCCCGGAGAACGUCCAGGAGGCGGCUGUGGCUCCAUCCGCGCCUUCGCCCCAGCGCCGCACACCUCCUGCCCCACUGCUCUUCGGGCCCCCUCCACACCCAGACUGGUGGCCCGCUCUGGAUGCCGAACAAGUGCCAGGGGCUGGUGCCCUUCCAUUCCUCCCGCCGGCACCUCAUGCCGCUCCCGUGCCACGACCACAGCACCACCGAGGUCCUGUCUACCCACACUGCCCGAGCUGUUACUGCCCUCCAAACGACCCGACUGCCCGGCACGGCGAUGGACGUUGA